Molecule: messenger RNA, 6292 nt
Organism: Clupea harengus (Atlantic herring)
Lineage: Eukaryota; Metazoa; Chordata; Actinopteri; Clupeiformes; Clupeidae
Gene: myh10
Product: myosin, heavy chain 10, non-muscle
Biological process (GO): actomyosin structure organization; regulation of cell shape; mitotic cytokinesis
Cellular component (GO): myosin filament; cytoplasm; myosin II complex
Molecular function (GO): microfilament motor activity; ATP binding; actin filament binding
Source: RefSeq, a predicted model, not a curated record
GAAAAAGCGGUAUGUGAGUUCGGUUGAGCUGUCUGUUGGUGGGGGUGUAUCAUUGGUGCAAAAGGAGGACGAAAUAAGGGAAUAUUGGCUGAAAUUCUCCGCACUUGGAAUACAGUUUUGUCCAGCUGGAUAUCGGUUUAUUCGCCUUAAAAGUUGCACACGUUUUAUUACCAAGUGCAUCUGGUGGCCUGUCCUGUCCUGACGAGCAGUGAUGGCACAGCGGAGUGGCCAGGAGGACCCAGAGCGGUACCUCUUUGUGGACCGGGCUGUGGUCUACAACCCCGCCACACAGGCCGACUGGACGGCCAAGAAGCUGGUGUGGGUGCCGUCGGAGCGGCACGGUUUCGAGGCGGCCGGCAUACGCGAGGAGAAGGGCGACGAGGUGGUGGUGGAGCUGGCAGAGAACGGCAAGAAGGCGAUGGUCAACAAGGACGACAUCCAGAAGAUGAACCCGCCCAAGUUCAGCAAGGUGGAGGACAUGGCGGAGCUCACCUGCCUCAACGAGGCCUCCGUGCUAAACAACCUGAAGGAGCGCUACUACUCCGGCCUCAUCUACACAUAUUCGGGACUUUUUUGUGUCGUCAUAAACCCCUACAAAAACCUCCCCAUAUACUCCGAGAACAUCAUCGAGAUGUACCGGGGCAAAAAGAGGCACGAAAUGCCCCCACACAUCUAUGCCAUCUCAGAGUCAGCCUACAGAUGUAUGCUCCAAGAUCGUGAGGACCAGUCAAUUCUUUGCACAGGUGAAUCAGGUGCAGGCAAGACAGAAAACACCAAAAAGGUCAUCCAGUACCUGGCGUACGUCGCCUCCUCUCACAAAGGAAGGAAAGAUCACGUUCCACCAGAGUCGCCAAAAGCAGUGAAACUACAGAGUGGAUCCCUGUUUUAUGGCGAGCUGGAGCGGCAGCUCCUACAGGCCAACCCCAUCCUGGAGUCCUUCGGCAACGCCAAGACCGUCAAAAAUGAUAACUCGUCACGUUUUGGAAAGUUCAUCCGGAUCAACUUUGAUGUCACUGGGUACAUUGUUGGGGCCAAUAUUGAGACGUACCUUCUAGAAAAAUCCAGAGCUAUCCGCCAAGCCAAAGACGAGCGCACCUUCCACAUCUUCUACCAGCUGCUGUCCGGCGCCGGGGAGCACCUCAAAUCCGAUCUGCUCCUGGACGGCUUCAACGCGUACCGAUUCAUCUGCAAUGGCAACCUCACCAUCCCCGGCCAACAGGACAAGGACAACUUCCAGGAGACCAUGGAGGCCAUGCGCAUCAUGAGCUUCACUCACGAGGAGAUCGUGUCCAUGCUGAAGGUGGUGUCUUCUGUCCUGCAGUUUGGCAACAUCACCUUCAAGAAGGAGAGAAACACAGACCAGGCAUCCAUGCCUGAGAACACAGCUGCUCAAAAGCUCUGUCACCUGCUUGGCCUGAAUGUGAUGGAGUUUACCCGCGCCAUCUUGUCCCCCAGGAUUAAAGUGGGCAGGGACUAUGUUCAGAAGGCUCAGACGAAAGAACAGGCGGACUUUGCAGUGGAGGCCCUUGCCAAAGCCACAUAUGAGAGGUUGUUCCGCUGGCUCGUGCACCGCAUCAACAAAGCCCUCGACAGGACAAAGCGCCAGGGAGCCUCUUUCAUCGGCAUCCUGGACAUUGCCGGCUUUGAGAUUUUUCAGUUGAACUCCUUCGAGCAGCUCUGCAUCAACUACACCAACGAGAAGCUGCAGCAGCUGUUCAACCACACCAUGUUCAUCCUGGAGCAGGAGGAGUACCAGAGGGAGGGCAUCGAGUGGAGCUUCAUCGAUUUCGGCCUGGACCUGCAACCCUGCAUCGAUCUCAUUGAAAGGCCUGCAAACCCCCCUGGUGUACUGGCCCUGCUGGACGAGGAGUGUUGGUUCCCCAAAGCCACAGACAAGACGUUUGUGGACAAGCUGAUGCAGGAGCAGGGCACCCACACCAAGUUCCAGAAGCCCAAACAGCUCAAGGACAAGGCAGACUUCUCCAUCAUCCACUACGCAGGCCGGGUGGACUAUAAGGCUGACGAGUGGCUGAUGAAGAACAUGGACCCUCUGAAUGACAACGUGGCCACGCUGCUGCACCAGUCCACUGACAAGUUUGUGGCUGAGCUGUGGAAAGAUGAGAUUCAGAAUAUACAAAGAGCGUCAUUCUAUGAUGUCUCUAGCCUUCAUGAGUCUCCAGUGGACCGUAUCGUGGGCCUGGACCAGGUGGCUGGCAUGAAUGAGACAACGUUCGGUGCCACAUAUAAGACCAAGAAGGGCAUGUUCCGCACUGUGGGCCAGCUCUAUAAGGAGUCCCUCACCAAACUGAUGGCCACGCUUAGGAACACGAACCCCAACUUUGUCCGGUGUAUCAUUCCCAACCAUGAAAAGAGAGCGGGGAAGCUCGACCCCCAUCUGGUCCUGGAUCAGUUGAGGUGCAACGGUGUCCUGGAGGGCAUCCGCAUUUGCAGACAGGGUUUCCCCAAUCGCAUCGUCUUCCAGGAGUUCAGACAGAGAUAUGAGAUCCUCACACCCAAUGCCAUUCCCAAGGGCUUCAUGGAUGGAAAACAGGCUUGUGAGAGAAUGAUCCGAGCCUUGGAGCUGGACCCUAACCUGUUCCGGAUUGGACAGAGCAAGAUCUUCUUCAGGACUGGAGUUCUGGCCCACCUUGAGGAGGAGAGGGAUUUGAAGAUCACCGACAUCAUUAUCUACUUCCAGGCUGUGUGCAGAGGUUAUAUCGCACGCAGGGCCUUUGCCAAAAAACAACAGCAGCUCAGUGCCCUAAAGGUUCUUCAGAGGAACUGUGCCGCAUACCUGAAACUGCGCCAUUGGCAAUGGUGGAGACUCUUCACCAAGGUGAAGCCCCUGCUGCAGGUGACCAGGCAGGAGGAGGAGAUGCAGGCCAAAGACGAGGAGCUGGUCAAGGUGAAGGAGCGCCAGAGCAAGGUGGAGACGGAGCUGGUGGAGAUGGAGAGGAAACACACACAGCUUUUGGAGGAGAAGAACAUCCUGGCGGAACAGUUGCAGGCUGAGACGGAGCUGUUUGCGGAGGCCGAGGAGAUCCGCGCCCGUCUUGUGGCCAAGAAGCAGGAGCUGGAGGAGAUCCUGCACGACCUAGAGUCGCGGGUGGAGGAGGAGGAAGAGCGCAACCAGACCCUCACGAAUGAGAAGAAGAAGAUGCAGUCUCACAUCCAGGACCUGGAGGAACAGUUAGAUGAGGAGGAAGCAGCCAGGCAGAAGCUACAGCUGGAGAAGGUGACGGCCGAGGCCAAGAUCAAAAAGAUGGACGAGGACAUCCUGCAGCUGGAGGACCAGAAUUCCAAGUUCCUCAAGGAGAAAAAACUGCUGGAGGAUCGUGUGGGUGAGAUGACCUCCCAGCUGGCUGAGGAAGAGGAGAAGGCCAAGAGCCUCGGCAAGCUGAAGAACAAGCAGGAGAUGAUGAUGGUGGACCUGGAAGAGCGUCUCAAGAAGGAGGAGAAGACCAGGCAGGAGCUGGAGAAGGCCAAGCGGAAACUGGACAGUGAGACCACAGACCUUCAGGACCAGAUCGCCGAGCUGCAGGCCCAGAUUGAAGAGCUCAAGGUCCAGCUGGCCAAGAAGGAGGAGGAGCUUCAGGCAGCACUGGCCAGGACCGAUGAGGAGAUAGCCCACAAGAACAACGCUCUGAAGCAGGUGCGGGAGCUGCAGGCUCAGCUGUCCGAGCUGCAGGAGGACCUGGAGUCGGAGCGCGUGUCCCGCAACAAGGCAGAGAAACACAAGAGGGACCUGAGCGAGGAGCUGGAGGCCCUCAAGACCGAGCUGGAGGACACGCUGGACACCACGGCGGCCCAGCAGGAGCUCAGGACCAAGCGUGAGCAGGAGGUAACGGAGCUGAAGAAGGCCAUCGACGAGGAGUCCAAGAACCACGAGGCCCAGAUCCAGGAGAUGAGGCAGAGGCACGGCACGGCCCUGGAGGAGCUGUCAGAACAGCUAGAACAGGCCAAACGGUUCAAGUCCAACCUGGAGAAGAACAAGCAAACGCUGGAGAGCGACAACAGGGAGCUGGCCAACGACCUGAAGGGGCUGCUGCAGGUCAAGGCCGAGUCGGAGCACAAGAGGAAGAAGCUGGAGUCGCAGCUGCAGGAGUUCAUGGGGCGCACCACGGAGGGCGAGAGGAUCAAGAUCGAGUUGGCUGACCGCUCCCACAAACUACAGACGGAACUGGACAAUGUCUCCACAUUGCUAGAAGAUGCAGAGAAGAAGGGAAUCAAACUGGCCAAGGACUCGGCCAGUCUGGAGAGCCAGCUGCAGGACACCCAGGAGCUACUCACGGAGGAGACGCGUCAGAAACUGAACAUGAGCACCCGCAUCCGUCAGCUGGAGGAGGAGAAGAACACCCUGCUGGAGCAGCAGGAGGAGGAGGAAGAGUGUCGCAAGAACCUGGAGAAACAGUUGGCCAGCCUGCAGGGCCAGCUGGUGGAGUCCAAGAAGAAGCUGGAGGACGACGUGGGCACGAUGGAGUGCCUGGAGGAGGUGAAGCGCCGGCUGCAGAAGGACAUGGAGGGCACCACGCUCAGGCUGGAGGAGAAGGCCAUGGCCUUCGACAAGAUGGAGAAGACCAAGAACCGGCUCCAACAGGAGCUGGAUGACCUGAUGGUGGACCUGGACCACCAGAGGCAGAUCGUCUCCAACCUGGAGAAGAAGCAGAAGAAGUUCGACCAGCUGCUGGCUGAGGAGAAGACCAUUUCAGCCCGCUAUGGUGAGGAGCGAGACCGGGCCGAGGCCGAGGCCCGGGAGAAGGACACCAAAGCUCUGGCCAUGGCCCGCGCCCUGGAGGAGGCCCUGGAUGCCAAGGAGGAGUUUGAGCGGCUCAACAAGCAGCUCCGCACGGAGAUGGAGGACCUGAUGAGCUCCAAGGACGACGUGGGCAAGAGCGUCCACGAGCUGGAGAAGUCUAAACGGACCCUGGAGCAGCAGGUGGAGGAGAUGCGGACGCAGCUGGAGGAGCUGGAGGAUGAGCUGCAGGCCACAGAAGACGCCAAGCUGCGUCUGGAGGUCAACAUGCAGGCCAUGAAGGCCCAGUUCGACCGGGACCUGCUGGCCAAAGAUGAACAGGGCGAGGAGAAGAGGAGGCAGCUGGUGAAACAGGUGCGAGAGAUGGAGGCCGAGCUGGAGGACGAGCGUAAGCAGCGCGCUCUGGCCGUGGCCGCCAGGAAGAAGCUGGAGAUGGACGUCAAGGACCUGGAGUCUCAGAUCGAGGCAGCCAACAAGGGCCGAGACGAGGCCAUCAAGCAGCUACGCAAACUCCAGGCCCAGAUGAAGGACUACCAGAGGGAGUUGGAGGAGGCGAGGGCGUCGCGUGACGAGAUCUUCGCCCAGUCGAAGGAGAACGAGAAGAAGUUGAAGAGCCUGGAGGCAGAGAUUCUCCAGCUCCAAGAGGAUCUGGCAGCAUCUGAGAGGGGACGCCGCCAUGCUGAGCAGGAGAGGGACGAGCUGGCGGACGAGAUCUCCAACAGCGCCGCGGGCAAGUCUGCCUUGCUGGAUGAGAAGAGGAGGCUGGAGGCUCGCAUCGCCCAGCUGGAGGAAGAACUAGAGGAGGAGCAGAGCAGCAUGGAGCUGCUCAACGACCGCUUCCGCAAGACCACCAUGCAGGUGGACACCCUGAACACGGAGCUGGCGGCCGAGCGCAGCGCCGCCCAGAAGAGUGAGAACGCCCGGCAGCAGCUGGAGCGCCAGAACAAGGACCUGAAGUCCAAGCUGGGGGAGCUGGAGGGUGCCGUCAAGUCCAAGUUCAAGGCCGCCAUCACCGCGCUGGAGGCCAAGAUCGCACAGCUGGAAGAGCAGCUGGAGCAGGAGGCCAAGGAGAGAGCCGCAGCCAAUAAGAUCGUCCGGCGCACGGAGAAGAAGCUGAAGGAAGUCUUCAUGCAGGUGGAGGAUGAGCGUCGCCAUGCCGACCAGUACAAGGAGCAGCUGGAGAAGGCCAACUCGCGCAUGAAGCAGCUGAAGCGUCAGCUGGAGGAGGCGGAGGAGGAGGCCACGCGUGCCAACGCCUCCCGCAGGAAGCUGCAGAGAGAGCUGGACGACGCCACCGAGGCCAGCGAGGGCCUGAGCCGAGAGGUCAACUCCCUCAAGAACCGCCUGAGGCGCGGCGGCCCCGUCAGCUUCUCGUCCGGCUCGUCUCGUUCCGGGCGGCGUCAGCUGCAGAUGGAGGGCGAGGUCUCGGACGACGACGCCGACAGCCGGGCCAGCGACCUCAACGAGACGCAGGCCGCCCAGGCAGAGUAGAGCGGACGCCAGCCAGCUGGCCCCCCCCCCGACACCCACCGCUCCCCA